AUAACAUUCAUCACACUCCUGGUGGCGGUGAUAUCAAGAUAUAUUCAAGAAAAUUGAGCUAUCAUAAUGCUUCUCCAAAAAUUAGAACGAGAUCCAACAGUAAUGAAGGCUCAAUCGAAGAUCGAUCAGAUAUUGUAUACAGCCCUGUUUCUUCUCUUGCGUUGGAUGAAUCUCUGGAAGUUAAUAGUCCUCCUUCUGACCCUCUUACGAAUACAAAUACUCCUUUAACCGAAGGUUUACCACCUAUUAUUGAAAGUACACAUAUUGAAGAAAUUAAUGAAGAUGAUUAUAAUGAUGAACCUGGUUAUCAUCAAACGUCAGAUCCUUCAAAAAAUUUGAAAGAUCAAAUUAUUGAAAAGCAAGGAUUUGACGUAAAUGAGCCAGAUGAAAUUUUACAAAAUUCUCGACUUAACGACACUGAUUUGGAUUUUAAAGUUAAUGUUCAAAGAAAGACAUUACUUUUAACCAACGAUUCUAAUUCUUCAAGAGCUUUAUCAACCGUUGAAAUGCCACCCGACAACCCGAGUUUACCUAACAAACCCGAGUUGACCUUUGAUCAGAAAAAAGAUUAUGAUGCAUCUUGGUUAUAA
Molecule: messenger RNA, 590 nt
Organism: Dentiscutata erythropus
Lineage: Eukaryota; Fungi; Glomeromycota; Glomeromycetes; Diversisporales; Gigasporaceae
Source: the annotation of a GenBank genome assembly